Messenger RNA from Rhagoletis pomonella (apple maggot), 2241 nucleotides. It is a transcript of the gene Cyp4g15, whose product is annotated as cytochrome P450 4g15. The record is from RefSeq and is a predicted model, not a curated record. Gene Ontology annotation, molecular function: iron ion binding; monooxygenase activity; heme binding. NCBI's taxonomy places the organism in Eukaryota, Metazoa, Arthropoda, Insecta, Diptera, Tephritidae.
AUUCCAAGCAAAUACAUAUAUAUGUGUGUCCGAGCCUACAUACAUACAUACAGAUAAAUAAACUACGAUUUAUGCAAUACAAAACAAUUUAGACGCGCGCGCGUAUGUGUAAGUAUUUGUAUAUGUGUCAUAAUUAAUUGUGCACUAUUUAAUGGCCAAAGGACUUAAUUAAACGGUGUCUGAAAAGAUUUGAAAAAGAUUUGAUAAAAGUGUAACGAUGCAUUGAAAUGUAUGCAUACUAUACAAAUUAACCAGGAAAUGCAGUAAAUAUUCAAGCGUGUUUAAUAAAUAAAAAAAAAUACAGUGUUAAAUAAGCUACUCAAAAAAAGAACCAAAUCGUGUAGAACAAAAAGUGCGCGCAGCAACAUGUCGCUGGAAGUUUUAAAAGAUCACGUUCUAAUUUCGCCCAGCAGCGUUUUCUAUUUCCUUUUGCUUCCCACCUUCCUGCUAUGGCUGACUUAUUGGCGUCUAUCGCGCCGUCAUCUCUACAAGUUGGCAGAUCGAUUGCCUGGACCAAAAGGCUUGCCCAUCAUCGGGCAUUUGUUGGACGUAUUCGGACCGGCGUCGUCGGUCUUUAAGACGGUCAUCCGCAAAAGCUCCGAAUUCGAGAAUAUUGCAAAAAUGUGGAUCGGUCCGCAAUUGGUCGUUUUCAUUUAUGAUCCACGUGACGUCGAAAUAUUGCUGAGUAGUCAAGUCUACAUUGACAAGUCAUCGGAAUAUAAGUUCUUCAAGCCAUGGCUAGGCAAUGGAUUGCUGAUUAGUACAGGUGCAAAAUGGCGUGCUCAUCGCAAACUGAUUGCGCCAACAUUCCAUUUGAAUGUGUUGAAGAGUUUCAUUGAUCUAUUCAACGAGAAUUCUCUUCAUGUGGUGCAUAAAUUGCGCGCCGAGGGUGGAAAAACGUUUGAUUGUCACGACUACAUGAGCGAGGCGACAGUGGAGAUCUUACUCGAGACAGCCAUGGGUGUUUCCAAAAAGACUCAAGACAAAUCCGGCUAUGAAUACGCCUUGGCCGUUAUGAAGAUGUGCGACAUACUACAUUUACGUUCACGAAGUCUCUUCCUCCGCAAUGAAUUCAUUUUUACGCUCUCCAGAUAUUAUCAAGAGCAAGGCAAACUAUUGAAUAUCAUUCACGGCCUUACAACCAAAGUCAUCAAGUAUAAAAAAGCCGCUUUUGCUAAUGGCACUCGUGGUUCAUUGGCCCAACAGGAAAUGGCUGCCAAAAAAAUUACACCACCAGGCACACCUUCAACUGCUGCGGCAGCUGCAGCAAAAGAGAAUGGAAAGCAAAAAUCUACAAAAGAAACUUCCGUGGAGGGCUUGUCGUUUGGACAGUCAGAAGGUUUGAAGGAUGAUCUAGAUGUCGAAGAGAAUGAUGUGGGCGAGAAGAAACGUUUAGCUUUUCUCGAUUUGCUGCUUGAGAGCGCACAAAAUGGCGCUCUACUAAAUGAUACCGAAAUCAAAGAACAAGUAGAUACGAUUAUGUUUGAGGGACAUGACACCACCGCGGCCGGUUCAUCCUUCUUUCUAUCACUGAUGGGCAUCCACCAGCAAAUUCAAGAUCGAGUUAUAGCCGAAUUGGAUGAAAUAUUUGGUGCCUCAGACAGACCAGCCACAUUUCAGGACACUUUAGAAAUGAAAUAUAUGGAGCGUUGUCUGAUGGAGACGUUUCGCAUGUAUCCGCCAGUGCCAUUGAUAGCACGUGAGCUGCAGGAAGACUUAAGAUUGGCAUCUGGUCCUUAUGUAAUACCGCGUGGCGCUACCGUUACAGUAGCCACUGUCAAGCUACAUCGCAAUCCGAAAAUCUACGCAAAUCCAAAUGUAUUUGAUCCCGAUAACUUUUUGCCAGAACGCCAGGCCAACAGACAUUACUACGCUUUUGUGCCGUUCUCAGCGGGACCACGGAGUUGUGUUGGCCGGAAAUACGCAAUGCUCAAGUUAAAAAUACUUUUAUCCACCAUUCUUAGAAAUUAUCGUGUCUACUCAGAUUUAACUGAGGCCGAUUUUAAACUGCAAGCCGAUAUAAUAUUGAAACGCGAAGAAGGUUUUCGUGUACGCUUACAGCCGAGACAACCCAAACCGAAGCCGAAGACAACAUAAAAGACUCAACCGUCUAUAUCUUUUAUAAUUCUGCUAGGUUUUGGAUUUACAUACAUACAAAUACAUAUACAUACAUACAUACAUAUAUUUUUCCACAUAUUAGAAAUUAAAUGUUUCUUUUGUUGUGAAAAUUAAUAAAAUUGC